Molecule: messenger RNA, 330 nt
Organism: Melampsora larici-populina 98AG31
Lineage: Eukaryota; Fungi; Basidiomycota; Pucciniomycetes; Pucciniales; Melampsoraceae
Exons: 1
Coding region: 1-330 (109 amino acids)
Source: RefSeq, a predicted model, not a curated record
AUGGCCUCAGAUAAAUUUAAUUUGCUCCGGGUCGCUGCUGUAUUUUUUUUGACAUUUCUAGUCGAUGUAUCAGCUAUUCCGUACCCACAUCAGUCUCAACUUGGUAAACGUUCUUCAAUUUACGGAUCUUCAACGCCACUUCAGAAGCGCGGAAUGUUUGCAUCCGCCUAUCUGACUCCCCAGCUCAUAGGAGAUCUUCUUAAAAGCAAUGAGAAACUUGAAACACUUCUAGAGGAGAAAGAUAAACACAUAGACACUGAACUACUUCAAGAUGACAUUCAAGGACCAUGUCUUCACGGUAUAGAUGUCACCACCGGAAGAUGCCUAUAA